Pseudophryne corroboree (corroboree frog) is the source of this 3040-nucleotide messenger RNA. RefSeq names its product oocyte zinc finger protein XlCOF6.1-like. Gene Ontology annotation, molecular function: RNA polymerase II cis-regulatory region sequence-specific DNA binding; DNA-binding transcription factor activity, RNA polymerase II-specific. NCBI's taxonomy places the organism in Eukaryota, Metazoa, Chordata, Amphibia, Anura, Myobatrachidae. Bases 1279 to 2559 code for a protein of 426 amino acids. Gene Ontology annotation, biological process: regulation of transcription by RNA polymerase II. The record is from RefSeq and is a predicted model, not a curated record. Gene Ontology annotation, cellular component: chromatin; PcG protein complex; transcription regulator complex. The transcript is spliced from 4 exons.
UGAUUGGUUUCUAUGGGCAACAUCCCAUAUGAAAUAGAACUCACAUCUUAGUAAAUUUACCCCAUGUAUCAGUAAAACUGAGCAGGACCCAGAGUCCUAUCAUGGAGCCUCCACCUCACUCACUGAUACAUGAGAAAGACAAUGAGCAGAAGAUCCUGGAAUUCACCAACAAGAUCAUUCAGCUGCUGGCUGGAGAGGUGACUGCUGGGAAUGGGACAUUAUACAGUAACACCAGGGGAGGUGUCUGGGUGAUGACUGGAGAGGUGACUGCUGGGAGUGGGGCAUUAUACAGUAACACCAGGGGAGGUGUCUGGGUGAUGACUGGAGAGGUGACUGCUGGGAAUGGGACAUUAUACAGCAGGGGCGGCCAACCAGUCAGUGACAAAGAGCCCAAAAAACUUGUUAGGUACGUCAAAGAGCCGACAUCGAGCCGAAGGCGCGCAUGCAAAAAUGGUAUGUGGCCUUGUGCCUGCUAGACCACACCCCUGGUAUAAAAUACAUUGAAAAAUCCAGAACGACAUAAAAUAAAUUUUUUUAAAGUCAGAUCCUUUGAAAAAGGCGCUUUCACAUAAAAUAAUUUAAGAAGCCAGAUUCACAUAAUAAACUUAAGUUCCCCCAUGUGUCACUCCAGCCAGCUCCCCAUGUGGCACUACUGCUAGCACCCUCCUAUGUCACUCCAGCCAGCUCCCCAUGUGACACUCCUGCUAGCACCCUCCUAUGUCACUCCAGCCAGCUCCCCAUGUGACACUCCUGCUAGCACCCUCCUAUGUCACUCCAGACAGCUUUCCCAUGUGUCACUCCUGCCAGGACCCUUCUGUGUCACUCCAGCUAGCUCCGACCUGUGUCACUCUAGCUCACCCUCAAGUGUCACUAAAGUUCCCCCACCAAGUCGUGCCAUUGCUGCAGCCCCUAAUGUGUUCUCUGUUUGCCAGUGGGUGUCUCGCCUCUAGUAUCUGGGUCCUUCAAUUUUCAGUCUCAGUAGUGCUGCUGCGUAUCUGGCUGGAGUGUAGCAGUUUCUGUAUCUGUUGUGAUCACAUGAUUUAGAGUGUUGGGAGCCACAUUUAAAGAAAGAAAGAGCCUCAUGCGGCUCAAGAGCCACUGGUUGGCCACCGCUGUUAUACAGUAACACUAGGGGAGGUGUCUGGGUGAUGACUGGAGAGGUGACUGCUGGGAAUGGGACAUUAUACAGUAACACCAGGGGAGGUGUCUGGGUGAUGACUGUGUCAUUGUGUGUGUCAGGUUCCUAUAAGGUGUCAGAAUGUCACUGUCUAUCUCUCCAUGCAGGAGUCGGAGUAUAUAGAGGGACACAAGGAUCUGUACAAAGAUAUGAUUAUGGAAAAUCACUGGCCCCUCAUGUUACUGGAUGGGCCCAGUAACAGAGAUUCCCCAGAGAGAUGUCCCUGUCCUCUUUAUCCACAGGACUGUACAGAGAAGAAUCACAGGACCCCACAGGAGGAUCAGGGUGAAGAUCUGACCAUUAUUAAGGUAGAAGUUAUAAAGGAGGAAGAUGAGACAUAUGUGACUAAUAUAAAAGCAGAAGAUACAGAGAAAGAAGAAGAGAUGUAUGUCACUGAUAUAAAGGUAGAAGAUAUAGAGGAAGAAGAAGAGAUGUAUGUGAGGGGUGAUCAGCAGUGUAAGGAGGAGGAAAUCCCUACAUAUAUCAGCACAGCAGAUGGACGCACAGGCAGCAAGAACUCGGAGGGAGAUCUAAUUUUUUCCCCACAGUUUAAAAUAGAAGAUAAGAUCUUGCAGGAUUUUCCAGGAAAUAAUUCCGUUACUCUAAAUAUACAACCAAUACCUCACAGUGCAGAUAUAUCAUCUCAUCUCUAUAAUUGUGAGGAAUGUUCUCCUGAUACCUCCAGUAUUGCUACACACAGUUCAGCUAAAACCCUUCCCUGUUUUGAGUGUGGGAAAUAUUUCACUAGGAAAUCAAUUCUGGUUAAACAUCAGAGAGGUCACACAGGUGAGAGGCCAUUUCCAUGUUCUGAGUGUGGGAAAUGUUUUACACAGAAGGCACAUCUUGUUAAACAUCAGAGAUCUCACACAGGGGAGAAACCAUUUCCAUGUUCUGAGUGUGGGAAAUGUUUUACAGAGAAAUCAGCUCUUGUUACACAUGAGAGAAGUCACACAGGUGAGAGGCCAUUUCCAUGUUUUGAAUGUGGAAAAUAUUUUAAACAGAAAUCACAUCUUGUUGUACAUCAGAGAAGUCACACAGGUGAGAGGCCAUUUCCAUGUUCUGAGUGUGGGAAAUGUUUUACACAUAAAUCAGAUCUUGUUAGACAUCAGAAAUGUCACACUGGGGAGAAACCAUUUACAUGUUCUGAGUGUGGAAAAUGUUUUACACAUAAAUCAGAUCUUGUUAGACAUCAGAAAAGUCACACAGGGGAGAAACCAUUUCCAUGUUCUGAGUGUGGGAAAUAUUUUACACAUAAAUCAGAUCUUAAUAGACAUCUGAGAAAUCACACAGGUGAGAGGCCAUUCCCAUGCUUUGAGUGUGGGAAAUGUUUUACACAGAAAUCAGAUCUUGUUUCACAUCAAAAAAUACAUAAAAAGCCAUGAGCUGAUAGGCAUGAAAUGCAUCACUUUAAAUAUUGCAAACACUUUGCAAACUCUAAGCUCCCAAUCUCAAACUGCAAUGUAACGGACAUCUUUCUUCCCCUUUCUCUGUCCAAAGAGGUACGAGACAAGAUUGUCUGUUAUCACCUUUCUUAUUUGAUAUAGCGAUAGAACACCUUGCUAUAUCUUCCGUACUUAUCCCCUUUAUAAAGGCAUCUUGGUAGGUGAUCUAAAUCUUAAGGCCACACUUUUGGCAGACGAUAUGCUCUUCUUCAUAUGUGACUCUACUUUCUCCAUUAGAGCAGUUAUGGAUAUAUUAGUAUACUUUGCCUCUGUCUUCAUUUAUAAGGUAGAUAUUGACAAAGUAGAAAUUCUGCUGAUUACAGGUUCCUUACUGCUGGAUUACACUCCAGCUCUCAGUCAGUUUAAACUCAGUAACUCUCAAAUAAUGGGGCAGAUGUAUUAAGCCUGGAAACGGAAUAAG